Geodia barretti is the source of this 3366-nucleotide messenger RNA. Lineage: Eukaryota; Metazoa; Porifera; Demospongiae; Tetractinellida; Geodiidae. The record is from the annotation of a GenBank genome assembly.
UGAGUGUGGAAUGGAGUGAGGCCGUCGUCAGUUGUGGUGGAACUGCGUCUCAGUAUGUGUUGACCCUGACUCCACCCACCUCUGAUUGCCAGUCAUCUGGAGACUGUAUGGUCAUGGAUGGUAGUUCAGUCAUCACCACACCUGGUACUCAGACCCAGUACAGUCUCACUGUGACUAGUCAGGACUAUGACAUCACUGUCAGAGCUGAUACAUGUGGUGGAUCACUGACUGGAGACACCAGCUCCCUAUACAAUAUUAACUUAGGACAGAACACUUGACACUCGAUGCAGUGCUCUCUACAUGUAUAGUCCAGUUGAUGGGUCACUGAGAGCCAUUGAAGUCAAUUGGACACCAAUACCGCGGAACAAUCCAGGAGGGCCAGAGUACACAGUGGUGAUAGAUGAUGGUGUGGGGUCUAGAGUGAGGGAGAGAGUGGGAGCUGUCAACUGUAGCUCCACUCAAUGCAGCCACACCUACUACCCAGCAGCCGGCAGUAGAGGGGAGUUUGGAGUGUCUGUGGAGACUGCUGGCUGUGUGACUAGACAGACAGUGUGUCUGGAGAGACCAGUCUAUUGUUCAUUGAGGGACUUGUCUCCCUCUCUGGUUGAGGAGAACAGAGUGUGUGGGUCAGUGAGUGGUGGUGGGGUGUGUUACAGUGGAGACAGUGUAGGAUCAGUGGCAGUCUACUUCUGUGAUGAUGGCUAUAGUCUAGAGGGAGACACUACCAGAGAAUGAAGUGCCUCAGCUCCGCAGUCACCUACUGUCAACAUAGCUGAGUUUAACAAUGAUGGCUGUACUCUGGAUGUGAGCUGGAGUGAACCUGUCAUCAGUUGUGGUGGCACUGUGUCUCAGUAUGUGUUGACCCUGACUCCACCCACCUCUGAUUGCCAGUCAUCUGGAGACUGUAUGGUCAUGGAUGGUAGUUCAGUCAUCACCACACCUGGUACUCAGACCCAGUACACUUUCAAUGUCGAUAUCAGUCAGAGUGACAUCACUGUCAGAGCUGACACCUGUAAUAACACAUUAACUGGAGAGAAUGCAACGAACACAGUGAAUUUAAGAGUUUGUGAUCCAAAUGAUUUGCGGAUAUCUAACGUUGGUUGGAGUGAAACUCCUAUGUUUCAAGGGGGUCUGGGUAUCUACUCAUUCUCUGGAGGGAAUGUGACAUUUGAUGGAGUGUCUCUGGGAUCUACUGCUACCUACACCACCAAUGAACGUUACCUUGUUAAUGGAAGUCAAACAUUCACGAGCAGAUGUGGAAAUGAUAACUGGGUUCUUCCAUCACAAGGGAUUGUUGCAGGUAAUUUUGUUUGCAGAAUGAUCUACUGUCAUGUAACAAUCCAACUGCUGCCACUGCUAGAUAACAUGCUGUGUUGUAAUCGCAAUAGUUUAUGUUCGACAUACACUGGGCUUGCCAAUGGCAGUACUGCUACCUACACUACUUCUCAAGAGUACUGUAUCGUGAGUGAUUCACCACUACCAGUAGUCAGAACAUGUGUUGACAUGUCAUGGAGUGGAGAGAUACCCACUAUAAUGGAAGCCUCUCAGCCAGGAAAGUUGAGUACUUCAAACGUUGCAAUGAUAGUGAUAGGACUCUUGUUCUUCAUUGCUGGAGUGGGAAUUUCUGUUGUAGUGGUAAUACUACUCUCCCAGAGAACUACAAAAGGCACUGCCUGGUGUUUUCCAACAUUGUUCCUUGUGAUAGUUAUUCCUGUUCUAGAGACUGUUCUAUGGCUUGCAUUCCUUGGAUACGUGGUUGCAAAUGAUUUCUCAGAGGAUGAUGGAUAUGUGAGAGGAGAUGACUCCUUGUGUAGGUCUCCCAGUGGAACAGUGGGUGUUAGAGAUGGUCUGCUGAUAGCUUCCUUUGUCCUCUCACUUCUGGUCCUGAGUGGGUGGCUCGUCUGUCUCACUACUGUCAAGUGUGCUAACCCUCCCUCAUCUCAGGGAGAAUCACGGAAGCAAAGAAGGCGACUUAUCUGUUGCCGAAAGAGUGACAUUACUGUAAGAGCUGACACGUGUGAUGGAUCACUGACUGGAGAGAUUGCAAUGAACACAGCAAAUUUAAGAGUUUGUGAUCCAAAUGAUUUGCUGGUACCCGGCGUUAAUUGGACUCCAGAGGCAAAUUUUACCAAUGGUGUGGGUAACUACUCAUUCUCUGGAGGGAAUGUUACAUUUGAUGGAGUGUCUCUGGGAUCUAUUGCUACCUACACCACCACUAAUGCACACUAUCAUAUCAAUGGAAGUGACACCAGGAGAUGUCUGAAUAAUGGUAGCUGGACACCAUCAACAGAGAUUAUUGAAAGUGAUGUCUACAUCAGAGAGGAAAUGAUCAUUAUUUACUCCAUGUUUGUAUUUCUUCCAGUUUGUUUAGCGGGUGAUCUACUGUCAUGUAACAACCCAGCUUUCCCGGCUAAUAACACUAUAUGCUGUAAUGGUGACACUCUGUGUUCAACAUACACUGGGCUUGCCAAUGGAAGUACUGCAAACUACACUACUUCUCAAGACUAUUGCAUCUUGAGUGAUUCACCAGUACUAAGAUCAUGUGUUAACAUGUCAUGGAGUGGAGAGACACCUACUGAAGCAAAAGCCUCUCAGCCAGGAAAGUUGAGUACUUCAAACGUUGCAAUGAUAGUGAUAGGACUCUUGUUCUUCAUUGCUGGAGUGGGAAUUUCUGUUGUAGUGGUAAUACUACUCUCCCAGAGAACUACAAAAGAUUUCUCAGAGGAUGAUGGAUAUGUGAGAGGAGAUGACUCCUUGUGUCAGACUCCCAGUGGAACAGUGAGUGUUAGAGAUGGUCUACUGAUAGCUUCCUUUGUCCUCUCACUUCUGGUCCUGAGUGGGUGGCUCGUCUGUCCCAUUACUGUCAAAGAAUCACGGAAGCAAAGAAAGCGACUUAUGUGUUGCCGAAAGCAGAACAAUCAGGAGGGCCAGAGUACAGUAACAGUGGUGAUAGAGGAUGGAGUGGGGUCUAGAGUGAGGGAGAGAGUGGGAGCUGUCAACUGUAGCUCCAUUCGAUGCAGCCACACAUACUACCCAGCAGCCAGCAGUAGAGGAGAGUUUGGAGUGUCUGUGGAGACUGCUGGCUGUGUGACUAGACAGACAGUGUGUCUGGAGAGACCAGUCUAUUGUUCAUUGAGGGACUUGUCUCCCUCUCUGGUUGAGGAGAACAGAGUGUGUGGGUCAGUGAGUGGUGGUGGGGUGUGUUACAGUGGAGACAGUGUAGGAUCAGUGGCAGUCUACUUCUGUGAUGAUGGCUAUAGUCUAGAGGGAGACACUACCAGAGAAUGUCUCUCUAGUGGCCUCUGGAAUGGUACCACUCCUCAAUGUGUGGAGAUAAUCAAUGGUUGUAUUACACCUCAAAAGUAA